CCCGAGCCAACAUGAAUUGAUCUUCGGAAUCCAUAGAUAGAUGUUGGAAGAACGACGCCAACCCCUUCUCACAGACAUACCACCACCAGCUCUAAAAGCAGAGAAGCAAUGGCAUCAAUCCUUACAAUUACAGCGGGAGUUGCCGCCGCAGCAUUUCUAGUAAGUAUCUCUCCUCUACCAUCCACAACCUAUGAAAUAAAUAAAUAAAUUCUCAAUUCUGACCUCACUAGGGCCGCGCCGGUCUCGUAGCAUUUCGCAAAUCACGAGGAGAAGCCGUCGGAGCACUUGGGAAAGCUUUUUACAAGGGUGGAUUUGAACCGAAGAUGAAUCGCAGAGAAGCUGCACUCAUUUUACAACUUAGGUAUGUUGAAUCUAUCCCACCCUACCCUCUAGUACCUCUCAAACUAAUCGGGGUUUUUUGGCUCAAAGCGAACGACAACUUACCAAAGAGCGCAUAAGAAAGAAUCAUCGUACUCUGAUGAUGUUGAACCAUCCUGAUCGAGGGGGCUCACCAUAUCUAGCUACCAAAGUGAACGAAGCGAAGGAAUUUUUGGAGAAAAAUGGUUGAUCUUGCUGAUUACCGCACACAGUUUCCGGGGGUUUGGAUAGAUUUACCUUGGGUCAGAUGGACGAUUUGCUAUUUUUCGACUUCCAUAUACUUCAAUUAUUCGCAGGCUUUCGAUUUUUGCCCCUACUACACAGACCGUGUUCCUCUCGAUUCGUGCGCACUUCCCUGCGAUUUGGUGCGAUUCGAUUUUGUUCCGAUCGGGUUUCUCACUAUUACGAUUACUCU
Molecule: messenger RNA, 793 nt
Organism: Sclerotinia trifoliorum
Lineage: Eukaryota; Fungi; Ascomycota; Leotiomycetes; Helotiales; Sclerotiniaceae
Source: the annotation of a GenBank genome assembly